AUGGCGAAGAGAAGCUUUCUGGAAGAGCUGAGGAAAGAUCCUUUGGACACGCCGACCGUUUUCCUUCGCCCCGACUACGCUGCACUUGAAUUUGACAAGGAGCAGAGAAAGAAGCUGAAGAACAGCAAACGUCCAAGAACGUCGACCGAACCACCGCUUACCGAAAGCCAGCUCCCGGACCCCUCUUGGAAGCCCCUUAAUGGCAGGGUGCCUCGUAUUCCCAAAUCGCCACGCGCUGUAACACCACUAUCUCCUGUUUUGAAUGUUCCCUCUGUGAAGAAUGACGACCUGGAUGCCAACUUGGCCUUGAGCCCUCUGACGGAUUGGACACCAGCUGUGGGGUCCCAGCAACCUCCUUCCUCCCCUCAGGCUUCCCACAACGACAGCAUCCAGUCUCUUUCCCAGCCUGAUUCUCAGAACACCGGUCCUUACUGUCCCUUUUGUGUUCCAGCCGGCCACGAGAACUUUGCGAGUAUCUUCGAAGACCCCGAGGCUUCUUGCUGCCAGGCCCACUACGAAAAGGUCGUUUUCGAGAUUCAAAUGCGGCUUAUGCGACUCGACUCAGAUAUCAGGGCCGCUGAUGCUCACAGGGCCAUCCUCAGCCAGGAGCGGGACCACUACCAUGCACUACUCCAAGACCGGCAUCGUUUUCGGUAA
This is a messenger RNA of Coprinopsis cinerea okayama7#130, 657 nucleotides long. RefSeq lists its product as hypothetical. NCBI's taxonomy places the organism in Eukaryota, Fungi, Basidiomycota, Agaricomycetes, Agaricales, Psathyrellaceae. The coding region runs from base 1 to 657 and encodes 218 amino acids. The transcript has 3 exons. The record is from RefSeq and is a predicted model, not a curated record.